Camelina sativa (false flax) is the source of this 622-nucleotide messenger RNA. RefSeq names its product serine/arginine-rich splicing factor RSZ21. NCBI's taxonomy places the organism in Eukaryota, Viridiplantae, Streptophyta, Magnoliopsida, Brassicales, Brassicaceae. Gene Ontology annotation, molecular function: zinc ion binding; RNA binding. The record is from RefSeq and is a predicted model, not a curated record.
UUAACCCUCAACAUCUCCGUGCUCUCUCAUUCCUCGCCGUAGUAGUCUGAACUGAACCCUAAAGCCAUCUCCGCUUCUUCUUUCCGCAAGAUCUCAGGUUCGUUCAGAUUUGGCUGAUUUCGCGACAUGACGAGGGUUUAUGUCGGGAAUUUGGACCCACGGAUCACCGAAAGGGAACUCGAAGAUGAAUUCAGGGUCUUUGGUGUUCUUCGCAAUGUUUGGGUAGCUCGUAGGCCUCCAGGCUACGCUUUCCUCGAGUUCGACGACGAAAGGGAUGCUUCUGAUGCGAUCAGGGCAUUGGACAGAAAGAAUGGUUGGCGUGUGGAGCUUUCUCACAAAGAUAAAGGAGGUCGUGGAGCUGGUGGUGGUCGUCGUGGUGGGAUUGAGGACUCCAAGUGCUAUGAGUGUGGUGAACUUGGACAUUUUGCUAGGGAGUGUCGCCGUGGUCGAGGCUCUGGUAGGCGUAGAAGCCCUAGUCCUCGUCGUCGUAGGAGUCCUGAUUAUGGGUAUGCACGUAGGAGUUUAAGCCCGCGUGGAAGAAGAUCUCCUCCAAGGCGUCGCAGUGUUACUCCACCUCGCCGUGGGAGGAGCUACAGCAGAUCCCCUCCUUAUCGUGGUACAC